AUGGUUCUGCUUCGAAGCUUCAGAAGCCCCUCCCAAAAUUGUCCUUUGCGACCUCGGUCGAGCAGCAAGCUACGGCCGGAGCUGAUCUCACAGCCUUGUCGAGUCGGCGACUUCACCUCUAAGUCGACCUACUUGGCACAACCUCAUCAGAUACACUCCGGAGUCAGUAGCAUGCAACGGACAAAAGCCAUCAACGAUCAUCUGCACCCAUCGAAAGAGGCUACAAGCAACAUGGACAUCAAACAGUAUCCUCUGUCGCCACCAACGCUGGACGAACUCGUCUCGGUCAUCCAACCAGCACUGGAAGCCAACUACAACACCUCGUCCAUCAGCGUCACGCAAUGUCCCGAUCUUCGGGAAGCACCAUACAAUCUCGCUGCCGAAGGCUUGUCUGGUAACGAGCUUAUCAUGGACAUCGGCGGCCAGCCCAACCUCUUCCCGGAGCCGAGACUUGAUAGAAAGUUCGACAUGGCUGGCUGUGCCAAAGCUGUCGGCAUGUCUACUGAUCAUGGCUCAUGCAUUGGUGCUGGAGCCGGACCCUGGCAUAGGCUGGGAAUCAACUCUGAGCUUGCUCCGAACUUUAGCUGGAAGGGUGACUAUGGGCAGGGUUUGGUGAACCAGACCUACUACACCAAGAUAGCGAAGAAGUCUGGAAAGGCUGUCUGCGAGCGGAGUGAAAGUGUUGACUGCGCACUCAUGAUGAACCUCUACGGCUCAGCAGGCCAGCCUGGUCCCGUUCUCAAGGUCACUGCUCGAGGUCGGAAAGGCGGCGAGAAGAGCUUCACCGACUGCAUUCGGCGUGGGAUCUCCAAACACUACGGCAAUGCUAGACCGAUUAGUCUGGGCGGCGUCUUCGUUGUGAAGUCUGGCAAGACGAAUUACCACGUCAUGCCGGACUUUCCUGAGAAGCCUCCCGGACAGCAAUACACAUUCAAAGAUGCUAAGCAGUUGAAUGACUGGCUCACGUAUCAUCAUUUCGAGUCGACACCCGACUCCCCCAUUGUCUGUCUCACUGUCUUUCACUCUACGGACCCGGACAAGAAGAUGGGCUUGAGAAUCGAACAUACCCAUUGCUUCACUACCGAUGGAAGCAAUCGAGGCGGCCACUACCACUACGACCUCGAAGACGAACAAGUGGAAUACGAAGCCUACCUCAACACCGCAAAGAUCAUCUACAGGAUCGACAGACCCGAAGUCACAUUGGAGCGAGACUUGCACGACUGA
Molecule: messenger RNA, 1224 nt
Organism: Saxophila tyrrhenica
Lineage: Eukaryota; Fungi; Ascomycota; Dothideomycetes; Mycosphaerellales; Extremaceae
Exons: 2
Coding region: 1-1224 (407 amino acids)
Cellular component (GO): nucleus
Molecular function (GO): zinc ion binding; hydrolase activity, acting on ester bonds
Source: RefSeq, a predicted model, not a curated record